Molecule: messenger RNA, 1230 nt
Organism: Volvox carteri f. nagariensis
Lineage: Eukaryota; Viridiplantae; Chlorophyta; Chlorophyceae; Chlamydomonadales; Volvocaceae
Exons: 1
Cellular component (GO): cytoplasm
Molecular function (GO): guanyl-nucleotide exchange factor activity
Source: RefSeq, a predicted model, not a curated record
AUGUUUGGGACCAACUCAUUCGGAGCACUGGGGCUGGGGGAUCCGGAGGAUGCCGACGACCCCGACACGCGCUCUCAGAUUCCACGGCCGAAGCUGCCAGUUUCAGAGGAGCUGAAAUUUGUCCAGGUGGCAUGCGGUGGCAUGCAUACCGUUGGGCUCACGGUGGACGGUGACGUGUACACCUGGGGCGUCAACGACGAGGGGGCGCUAGGCCGCAAGACGUCCGGCACCUGCUGGGAAAAGGAAUCCGACGAUGUUAAGGGCGACAGCUUCGUCCCCGGCCAGGCGCAGCUGCCCAAUGGCAUGCAGGCCGUGCAGGUCGCUGCUGGUGACGGGUUCACGUUUGCCGUUGGCGCGGACGGCUGUCUCUACGGCUGCGGGUUCUUCAAGGACGAGGUCGGGGCGCUGUCAGGCUUCACCCCAAAGGUGAAGAUGCAGGGCCUGUUUGCGCUGAUCUGGAAGCCGGAAUCCUUGCGUGAUCGCAUCAAAAAGUUGGAAUGUGGCGCGCGCCACGCCGUGUUACUCACCAACAGAGGCGACGUGCUGACAUGGGGCUCUGGCAGCCAGGGCCAGCUCGGCCGCGUCAAGCCGUACCACCAGGACUCAGAAUAUCAGCCUACCGCAGCAGAGCUGUUCCAGCCUACCCUCGUUGCGCACCUGCCAUACGCCCUGGGCAACACCACCGCUGUGGACGUUGCCUGCGGCGCUUACAGCACAUUCGUUAUUGGCAAGAAUGGUGACGUCGCAGCGUGGGGCCUCAACAACAGCGGGCAGCUGGGCAUCGCCAAGCAGAGCGACGAUGACAACAUCAAAUGGGAGCCCGAGUCGGUCGACUCGCUGUCUGGUGUGGUGCACAUUGCUGGCGGCGAGCAGCACUCGCUGGCACUUACCAAGAAAGGCGCGCUAUUGUCCUUCGGUGCCGCUACGUAUGGCAUGCUCGGCCGCCGUGACGUGGACACUACCACCGCGAACGACAUCCAUCCUGAACCCAAGCAGGUGGACGGACUGGACGGCAUCAAGGUGGAGGCCAUAGCCGCCGGCACCAACGUUUCGGCGUGUACCACCACCGAUGGCGACGCGUGGUUCUGGGGCAGCAACACCAACCUGCAGCUUGCCAAGGGCACGGACGAUGACGACGAGCCGGUGCCAAAGAAGAUGGGCCGCGUCAAGGCGUUUGGCUACCGCCGAAUUCACACUUUAUGCUUUGGUGGGCAGCAUGGAGCGUUGCUU